AUGACCAAAAAAGAAGUCUUUUGCCACUUUCUCUUCAUCUUCAUCUUGGUCCAAUUGCUCCCCGCCUCCGCUCGUCGGUUUCACUUCUCCGGGCGAAUCGCGGAGAACUCCCCGGCCGGGACGCCCGUAGCCGGGGUAGCCGUGCCGGUGUUAACCGGUGUUUGUCCCGGUAGUGGAGCCAAGCUCAAGGGGAGCUACGCGUGCGAUUUCCGGCUCGUUCGCCUGCAGGGACGUCGCCGGCAUUUGGUUCUGGUGUCAACUAAACGUCUGGACCGAGAGUUCAUCGCCAUGUACGAGCUGAGCGUGGACCGGUGCGCGGGGGUUCGAAUUCUGAUUCAGGUGGAGGUGUCGGACGUCAACGACAAUGCGCCCCGCUUUACCACUGGUAACCGAACCGUGGAGGUGGAGGAGUUCACCCCACUCGGUACUGAGUUGACCCGGUUCGAUGCCAAAGAUGGAGACGCGGAUGUUAACGGACGCGUGAGUUUUUACGCGCAAGAGUCCAAUUUCCUAAGGGUGGACUCAGAAAGUGGACAGGUGAUAUUGAUCGGAUCCCUCCGCGGGGUGAAGCGAGUCACGACCCGGCUUUACGUCAAAGACGGCGGGGACCCACCGCUGGUUGGCGGCCCGAUUGUCCUGGAAGUCCUGGUUCGCCGGACGGUUAAGCGAAAGUCGCGCGCCCUCCCAGAGGAGGUGAUCUACCCCGUGAGCGUCCCGGACGGAGCCGGCGUCGGGGAUCUCGUGUUUACGGUCCCCGACCGGAGGUUCGAGCAGCGAUGGUUCGAGGUGAGCUCCGACGGUGACUCGCCGGUGCAGAUCGAGAGGGACUCGGGGAGAGUUUUCCUGGCGCGCAGCUUGACGGAACCCGUGGAAGUCGUGGUCAAGAUCCACAAACACAGAGGUGACGAAUGGUAUCCGUGUCGUUUGACCCUGAGCGCGUCCAGUCAAGCCCACCUGCAAUGGACCAUGUUCCCGGCCCCCUACUUGGCGGCCGUGGGCCCCGACGCAGCCCCCGGGUCGGUGGUGUACCACCUUUCGUCACGGCAACGCGACAGCACGCCCGGACAGCCUCAGUUCCUCCUACUGGACGGUGGCGAGGACUGCUUCGAGGUAGACCGACGCUCAGGCGACAUUAGGACCACGGGGCGCCCUCUGGCCCAGAGUUAUGAGUACCACCUUCGGGUUCAAGCUGUGGAUGUGAACGGCCGCAAAGGCCCCCCUGCCGUCGUCUCUGUCCUCGCCGGCUUCCGCCCGCCGCAGUUCACCAAUGCCACCUACCAGCUCAGCGUGGCUGAGAAUGUGGCCGUCGGACAACCCGUUGGUGCGGUCCAAGCCGUGUCCUUCCAGAAGAAGACGCUAGCCUACAUGCUACAGUCCAACCCCGGCAAUCUGUUUAGCAUCAACCAGGAGAACGGCGCUCUCAGCCUCACGCGUGCCGUGGAUUUUGAAAGUGGACACAACGUGCAAACGCUACAGGUCCGGGCGUCCGAGCCCGACACGGGUCUCAGCGCAAUGAGCGAGGUUAUCAUCUACAUAACAGAUGAAAACGACUGCUCCCCGGAGUUCCUGCACUCCAUCUACACUCGCGACAAUGUUCCGGAGAACGUCGCACCCGGAACAUCAUUACUCCAAGUUGUGGCCCGAGACUGCGACUCCGGCGUCAACUCGGAAGUCGCCUACUCCAUCCUCGGCGACGACUUUGACAUCACGUCGGCGGGCGUGGUCAGCGCCGCACGUCGGCUGGACUACGAGCGCCCCAAUCACAUCUACGAGUUCCAGGUGGUCGCCGUGGACGCGGGGACGCCCCCCCGUACCGGUACCGCCUCCGUCCGCAUCCGGGUGGCCAACACCAAUGACGAAACGCCCGUCUUCUCGCAGAGCGCCUACAAGACAUUCCUGAGUGAGGACGCAGGCCCGGACACACUUGUCGCCAUCGUCCACGCCAAUGACCCCGAUGGGGACAGCGUCUCAUACGCUAUCACCGGCGGCAAUGAGGAUAGCAACUUUCUGUUGGACAACCAGAAAGGGAUCAUUAAGCUACGCCGGAGCCCUCCGCCUCGAUUAAGGGGUCCACAGUACGUCCUCACCAUCACCGCCACUGACGACAACGCGUCCGGCGGGCCGUAUCCGCUCAGCAGCUCGGCGCACGUUAUCGUCGGGAUCAACGACAUCAACAACAAUAAGCCCGUCUUCAAGGAGUGUCAAAAUUACAGUUCUAAGGCCGCCAUUUUGGAGAACCAGCCACCUGGGACUUUUGUACUGAAGGUCCAGGCGGAGGACGCCGACAUGGGGGUGAACGGAGAAGUCAAGUACGGGAUUAUGCACAGGGACGGCGUGUCGUCUGGAUUUGACAUUCAUCCUGACACUGGCGUGAUUACAUCGGCUGUGAGUUUCGACCGGGAGCGCCAGCGCGAGUUUACGCUGUCGGUGACGGCCACCGACCAGGCCGAAGAACCGCUCAUCGGAAUCUGCCAGAUCACCGUCCUGGUCGCCGAUCAGAACGACAACGAUCCCAAGUUUGAGAACAGCCGCUACCAAUACUUCCUGCGAGAGGACACGGCGGUGGGGAACAGCUUCCUACGGGCGGCGGCGCACGACGACGACCAGGGCAGCAACGCGGCCAUCGUCUACUCGCUGUCCCCGCAGAUGCCGGCGUACCUUCACAUCAACCCCAGCACAGGGUGGAUUUACGUCAACCAGCCCAUCUCGCAGACAUCCAAGAUCAACCAGCAGAUCGUGGCGUCGGACGGCGGCGAGCGUAGCAGUUCGGUAGAUCUGACCGUCAUCAUCACCAACGUUCAUAAUCAGCCACCCCACUGGGAGCAGGCGGAGUACUGGGUCACCGUGCCCGAGAAUACCGUCAGGGACGCCAAGAUCCUGACAGUCAAAGCUACGUCAGCGCUAGGCGACCCGCGGGUCACAUACAACCUGGAAGAGGGUCAGGUGCCCGAGACCAACAUGCCGGUGCGCUUCUACCUGAAACCCAACCGGGCGGGAGGCUCGGCGUCCAUCUUGGUGGCCGAGAACUUGGACUACGAGACCACGCGCUUCUUCGCUCUCAGGGUCCGGGUCCAGAACGUUGCCGCCGUGCCGCUAGCGUCCUUCGCUACAGUUUACGUCAACGUGACGGACGUGAACGACAACGUUCCGUUCUUCUUAUCGUCGACGUACGAGGCCACGGUUCCCGAGGGUGCCGAAGUGGGUACGUCGGUGGCCCAAGUAUCAGCCAUUGACUUAGACUCUGGCCUUCACGGCAAGGUCCGCUACUCCAUCUUAAAAGACGAAAGCGAAGAUUUCCGAUUAUUCAGCAUCGACCCGACGAGUGGCGCCAUCGCUACGCGUGCCUCCUUCGACCGUGAACAGAAAGCCUCUUACCUCAUCGAGGUCCAGUCGCAGGACGGGUCGGAAUCGGCCAGACCGGGACAGCAAGGACAGCCUAACACGGACACGGCUUACGUGAGGAUUUUCGUCGCUGACGUGAACGACAACGCUCCGACGUUCCCGCGAGCCGUCUACGAGGUGAGCGUGGAGGAGGACAAGGAAGUGGGCUUCGUGGUCAUCACCGUCACCGCCAACGACCACGACGAAGGCGCCAACGCCAAACUGCGCUACCAGAUCGCGGCGGGCAACACCAUGGGUACCUUCGACGUGGAGCCCGAGGUGGGCACCGUGUUCGUGGCGCAACCGCUAGACUACGAAAUGGAGCGGCGCUUCGAGCUGCGACUGGUCGCCUCGGACGGCAAGUGGGAGAACGAGACGCUGGUGGUGGUGCAGGUGGUCAACCGCAACGACGAGGCGCCCGUCUUCAGCCUCAGCGAGUACCACGCCGUCGUCCAGGAGGAGCUUACCGAGUUGCCGGUUUUCAUCAUGGAGGUUUCCGCCACCGAUCCAGACCAAGACGCUGACCAGACAGCUGUCCGUUACUCCCUCCAUGGCCAAGGCGCCGGUGGCGAGUUCACCAUCAACGAGCGUACCGGGAGGAUCUACGCCCAACGCCGCUUGGACCGCGAAGAGCGCCCGGCCUGGAGGUUUCUCGUCCUGGCCACGGACGAGGGCGGGACGGGCCUCACGGGAUUCGCGGACGUAUUCUUGGAAGUCCGCGACGUCAACGACAACGCGCCAUUCUUCCCUUGCCCGGCGUUGGAAGCGGAUGGUUGCUUCCUAGGCCGAGUGGCAGAGAACUCCCCCGCCGACACCUCCGUCAUGGAGAUGCGGGCCACGGAUUUGGACGACGCCAACGAGGGGAAAAACGCGGCGCUGAGCUACAGCAUCGUCAAGAACGUCCGCAACGAGAUCAACCUCAAUCUGUUCUCCAUCAACGCCACCACAGGGACCAUCUACACGGUGCUGCGUUCUUUGGACCGGGAGGCGGAGGAGCGCUACCUGGUGGUGGUGGAAGCACGGGACGGAGGAGGAUUGGCCGGGACCGGGACGGCCACCAUCUUGAUUUCCGAUGUCAACGACCACCCACCGAUCUUCUCCCAGAAGGUUUACUCUGCCCAGGUCUCGGAGGAUCUGGAGGUGAACAGCGAAAUUCUCGUGGUGUCCGCCACCGACGGAGACAAAGACGAGAACGCCGUCGUCACCUUCAGCAUCGUAGGGGGCGACGAGGACAGGAAGUUUCUAGUGGAGACGGACAAGGUGAACCGACGCGGCGUGAUCAAGCUCAAAAAGAAGGUGGACUUCGAGAAGCCCCAGGAGAGGACUUUCAACCUGACCCUGAAAGCCGAAGAUGCUGAUUUCUUCAGCCUGGCGUACUGUCUGGUGCAGGUGCAGGACGCCAAUGACCACGCUCCGGUCUUCUUACCGCAGUUCUACGAGUCGCCGGCCAUGACCGAGGAUGUUCCCGUGGGCACCAUCGUGGCCCAGGUGAUGGCUACCGAUCUAGAUUCCGGACAGAACGGACGCUUUACUUACAGCGUCGCCAAAGAGUCGGACCCCUAUGGUCAGUUCCUGGUGGACCAGUCCGGUUGGGUGGUGGUGGCUAACUCCUUGGACCGGGAGAAAAUCUCUCAACACCGGGUCACAGUCCUCGCCACGGAUGCCGGCAAUCCCAGUCUGACCGGCACGGCUAUCGUCAUGGUGACCGUGCUGGACGUUAACGACAACGGGCCUGAGUUUGAGGCCCCGUACCGGCCGGUGGUGUGGGAGAACGCAGCUUCCCCGCAGGCGGUGUGGAUGAACGCCAGCUCGCGGCUGUUGCACGCCACCGACCGCGACCUCUCCGCUAAUGGCGGACCUUUUUCCAUACGACUCCUCCCACUUUCUGCCGACGCCGCUAAUUUCAACUUGACGGACUUCCGAAACGGAAGCGCCGCCAUCACCGCCUUGAGGACGUUCGACCGCGAGCGCCAGAAGGAGUACCGACUUCCCAUUCUGAUGGUCGACAGCGGGUCGCCCGCCAUGAGCUCCACCUGCACGCUGACUGUCAUCAUCGGGGACCGGAACGACCACCCCCAUUCGCCAGGACACGCCCACUUCAUCGUGUACAGCUACGAAGGUAUCCUGCCAACAACGGUGCUGGGCCAAAUCCCGUCCCCGGAUCUGGAUGACUGGAGUGAGAAGACUUACCGAUUUGAAGGCAAACCAUCCAGGUUGUUCAGCGUCAACCACAGUUCGGGCCAGUUGAGCAUCAAGGAAGGCGUCCCGCCCGGUUCGUACCAGCUCCUGGUACGCGUGUCCGAUCCUGCCUGGCCGGACGUGACGUCCGCGGCGCACGUGGACGUCGUGGACCUGCCGCGGGAGGCGCUGCUUAACGCCGCGUCGCUCAGAAUUCGCAACAUGACGGUGCAAGAACUGUUCUCAUCCCGAAACGGCGAGGAAAGCCGCUUCUCCCGAUUGGGACGUGCGCUCGCUCAAGUCCUGCGGACGGCGCCGGAGAAGGUCCAAGUGUUCUCCGCGGGGGCCGCCGAGGGCCCCGAUCGAGAGACCGACGUGUGGUUCGCCGCGUACGGGUCGCCGUACUACAAAGCCGAGAAGCUGCACGGCUACGUAGCGGCUAAUAAAGACAAGCUGGAGUCUGCGUUAGGCAUCUCUAUCUCCCAGGUGGGAGUGGACGACUGCCCACGCUCAGAUUGCGCCUCCUCUGGCGGCUGCUCCACCCGAGUGACGUUCGGCCACACCCCGAAGGCGCUCAACGCCGGCAACGUGUCUUUGAUUUCCCUCCCGGCCGAGACGACGGCGCUGUGCGGCUGCCGCGCUCGCCAAGCAGCGCACCCGCCUUGCUCGGCGUUCCCCGCCGACCCCUGCCUCAACGGUGGCGUCUGCCAGGACGGCCCCCUGGGAUACAGGUGCGAGUGUCCGCCCAUGUUCGACGGACCCGAGUGCCAGCAGACCAAGCGCAGUUUCGGCGGCGGGGGGUACGCCUGGUUUCCCCCCUUGACCCCGUGCUUUCAAAGCCAUAUUUCCGUGGAGUUCCUGACAGAGGAGGCGGACGGGUUGCUCCUGUACGACGGGCCACUGGGAGCCGCCGCCCUUCCGGGGGAGCCCCAAGACUUCAUUUCCAUCGAGUUGAAAAACGGCGUUCCGGUCCUGAAGGUCAACCACGGGUCGGGAACGCUCACCUUGCAGCUGCCGGCUAAAACCAACGUGGCCGACCGACGCUGGCAUCGAUUGGACGUCAUCGGCGACGGCAAGGCGGUGCAGCUGGUCCUGGAUCAGUGUUCCGGGGCGCCUGUGAGCGAACCUGAGGGCGUCGGCGAGCCGGACCCUCGAGAAGCGGACGAGUCCGGUUGCAGGGUUUCGGGGCAAACGCCUGGAAAUGACAGGUUUCUGAACGUGUAUCAACCGCUCCAGUUGGGGGGCGUCAAGCGGACGUCGCCUCAAACACGAUACCCCAGUUUCAAAGGCUGCGUUCGGAAUUUGGUGGUGGAUACGCAGGUGUACGAUUUGGAGCAUCCGGGCGAAAGCGAGGAUAGCGACCCGGGUUGCGCGGCCACGGACGGCGUGUGCGUGACGGCGGCCGGGCCCUCGUGCGGGGCGCGCGCCUCUUGUCUGGCCGACUGGGGGGCCUUCAGCUGCGAGUGCCACCCGGGUCAUGCCGGGCACAAAUGUGACACAGUGGUUCCAGAGUUCUCUUUGGACUCGGAGAGCGUGCUGAGGUUCCACCUCGGAGGCGGGGGCGGCACCAACCGGCGCACCGAAAUCCAACUGCUCCUGCGCACCCGCGCCACUUCGGGCAUCUUGCUCUCCGUCACGUCCCGGGAAGCCCACGAGUACGUCGUGCUGGAGAUUGCCGAGGGGCUCCUGUCGGUACGGGCGCACCUGGGGGACGCCGCCCAGGUGUUGCAGCUCCCGGGCCAGCGCGUGGACGUGGGUCAGUGGGUGCUGGUAGGCCUCAGUCGCCACGACAACUUGUUCACGCUGAGGUUGGAGCGGGGCGGCGGCGAGCGGGAGGUCCGAGCCCGUCUCGGGAACCGGCGCGAGCUGCUGGGGGACCCUGCCGGCGUCACCGUAGGGGGCGGAGGUUUUCAGGGUUGCAUGCGUGAUGUUCGUUUGAACGGCCGGGCGCUCCCAUUGGACGGCGGCGGCGGAGAUCUGGUGAGCGUGCUGGAAAGACGCGGCGUCACGUUGGGGUGCUCGAGCAACGCCUGCCGGGCGCAACCUUGUUCCGAGCCGUUUCGCUGCGUUGACCUGUGGAGGAAACAUCAGUGCAAGUGCCCCGACGGUCAGGUGAUGGUGCCGGAUGAAUCGGGCGGCUCACGUUGCGCGCCGUCGCCGUGCGCGCCGACGUCGUGCCGUAACGGCGGCUCGUGCCAGCCGCUGUCGGCCGAGGGCUACCGCUGCCGCUGUCGGCCGGGCUUCCGCGGGCGUCGCUGUGAGCUUGGCCAGUACCGGGGCCAGCGAUUGGCCGCCCUCAGCCCCGGCUCCAUCCUGGCCAUUAGCAUGUGUCUACUCGUCUUUUUCGCGGUUCUUGUUGCGGUGACGGUAUGGAACCAAAAAGGCAGCCGCAACAAAUUCCGAAAGCGCGGCGUCUACCACAUCCCGGCCGAGCGCCAGAGCUGGGAAGACGUCCGCGAGAACAUCCUCAACUACAACGAGGAAGGCGGAGGAGAGCAGGAUCAGAAAGGUUACGACAUGACCGAACUGAAGCGUCCGCUCCGCUGCAGCCUCUCCCAAUCGUCCUCGUGCACCACGGCGCCGCUCAUCAAGUCGUCUCCGGGCUCGCAGGAGGAAGUACGUUCCCACUGCGCCCCCUACCUGAGCGUCCCGCGACCGCACCUCCGCGCCCCGGCUUCCUCCUCGUCCUCAUCGUCGUCGCGCUCCCACGUGGACUUCAAAAGCUACGUGUCGCGUAUCGUGUGGGAGGCCGAUCACGACGCCGCCGCGCCGCCGGAGGACGUUUUUCACAUCUGGCGGGACGAAGGGAGCGGGACGCCGGCGGGGAGUCUGAGCUCGCUCGGAAGCGACGACGACGAAUGCGACGACGAUACGGCAUACGAGCGAUUAUCGCGCUGGGGACCUAAAUUCCAGACGUUGAGCGAUAUGUACGAUCGCCCGCAGAGGGCGCAAUCGUAA
Messenger RNA from Nerophis lumbriciformis (worm pipefish), 8517 nucleotides. The record is from RefSeq and is a predicted model, not a curated record. NCBI's taxonomy places the organism in Eukaryota, Metazoa, Chordata, Actinopteri, Syngnathiformes, Syngnathidae.